This is a messenger RNA of Mitosporidium daphniae, 3735 nucleotides long. RefSeq lists its product as uncharacterized. The transcript has 2 exons. Bases 1 to 3735 code for a protein of 1244 amino acids. NCBI's taxonomy places the organism in Eukaryota, Fungi, Microsporidia. The record is from RefSeq and is a predicted model, not a curated record.
AUGGCUUUGUCCUCACCGACUGAUAUCGCUUCUCAUUCCAGAAACGACGAUUCGGCUUUCAAACACUAUCUGAUGCACUCCUCAAUAGAUUCGGUCGACCCCAAAAAUGACAACGAUGGAGAUAAAGCCAAGCCAGAAAACUAUGCUCUCGACGCAGAAGCGUUGGAGGUGCCUUUGAGGCUUAUCUCAAAAGAUGUCAAUUUGCUGAUAUCGACAUACAAUUCUCUGAGGGCUGCAUAUUCAGCUCUUAAGGAAAAAUUUGAAACCCAACAAAAGCAAUCGCAAUUAAGCCUUGCCAUUGAAAGCUCUUCGGCAUACAAGGAAGAAUCAUUGAAAGCAUGGGAAGAAGCAUUGCAAAAUCUCCAAGAUGAAUGGAUCAAAUUGCAAAACAAAGUCGACCAGGCAUCUUGGAGCCUAUUUGUCCUCUCCCAAAGAAAAGAGCUUUCUUCACGUGUCGACCACGUAAACCAACAUCAAGCACCGGCUGCCGAUUUUUCUGCAGCCCAUUCGCAUCAAGAUUCGAUCGAAUUCGAAGACAUGAGGCCUAAUUUAGAACCAGAAAAUCGGAGACUUAUGGCUGAAUUGGAGAAAAAAGAAAUCGAAGACAUGAGAGUUUCCGCUCAACUGGAAAGAUCUGAAAGGGAGCGAGCGUUUGAAGAAGAAUUGAGGUUGAAAAGAGAACAUUUUGAGUCUGAAAUGAGAAUUAAACACCAAAAUUUUACCGCUCAAACGGAGCGACAGGAGAGUGCACCAGACACUAGCGAAUUACAAAAGUUGAUCCUCGAAAACGAAGAAAAAAUAUGCCUUCUUGAGCAACAAGUCCGAGAACUCGAAAUGCAGCUCUCAUUUGGUGCACAAUCAAGUGAUCCACAGCGUUCGAAAGAAGAACAGCAUUUGCUCGAUUCAAAGCUGAGACAGUUAGAACUCGAGGUUGAAGAUAAAAGAAGAAAUCUUGAAUGGGAAUAUCAAGACAAAAAGUCAGCAUUGGAAAGUGAAAUGGAAUCUAAGCGCAAAGACCUAGAACAUAUUUUCGAAACGAGGAACAAUAUUCUGGAGAGCUCGUUUAAUGUGAAGGCUACCGAUCUUGAGCUAGAAGUGAAGUCGAUGAAACAAUAUCUUCAAUCGGAAUUUGAUAGUUUAAAGGACCAUCUUCAUGCUGAUUUUGAAGCUAAAAAGUCUUCUUUGCUAACUGCCCAACAUGACAUCUCAUCUGUUACUCAACACUAUGAAAGCCAGCUGCUGGAAAAAGAUGAAAGAAUCAACAAACUCCAGGAACACUUGGCAAUUGUUGCUCAAAACGCCGAUUAUAUAAAUAAUAUAGAGCUGAAGGAUAGCGAGCUUAACGCAUUAUCGCUACAACUUGAAGACUUUGAACAGCAACUUCUUCAAAGGGAGGUUCUUCUUAAUCGCAUGGAAAAGGAAAAAAUAGACGCGCUCAAUUCAAGAGAAUCUGUUCUAGCAAGUAUGGAAGCAGCACUUUUGAUACGCACAAAAGAAGAGGAGGCCAACAUAAUAGGUAGAUCUACAGCACAAUCAGCGGCCUCCGAAGACUUGAGAAGGAAGAAAGCAACCAUUGAUGCGGAUCGCGCAUCUUUAGAGGCCGAUAAAGAGGCGUUAGCUUCGCUCGCAUCUCUUUUGGAAGAAAGAAAGUCUGCCAUUGAGGCGUCAUUAUUGGCACAGUCGGAAUCGAUUGAGGCGGAGAGGUCUAAGCUCGUUGCCGAAAAGUCUUUAUUUGAAAGCCAAAAACAGCGCCUGCCUCAUUGUAGCGAGAAGCAGGAAUCUUUGCCACAAGAAAAAGUGGAGCUCUUCAAAUUAGCUCUCGCGCAAUUUGAGCAAGAAAAGCAAAGCUUGUUAAAAUCCAAAGCACUGGCCGAGGGAGAUAACGAUGAAAGUUUUAUAUUCCAAGAUCAGGUAAUGCAGAGAUCGCCUGCGCCUCUGAAAAGGGGGAACAAAAGCCACCUAUUGGGCUCUCCCCUUAAACCAAGAAACCUUACCAGCCCACUUCGUCCGUUCAGAAGUCCUGGGUUUAGCCACAGACGCACCAGUGUGCUUUCCCAAAGCUUCCGAAGGAUGUUGUCAAAGCUCGCAUCGACUUCGGAAAAGCAAGCUGAAAUUUCGCUUCCCUUGCUGGCCGUUUCAGAACAACCCAGUGAGCCAAAAUCAAAUGAGGAAUCAUGCAACAUUUCGCAACACAAAGAAAGCACUUCAAGCUUGCCCAAUUCGUUUGACACGGCGUCUGAUCUCUCUAGCUUAUCUUAUGCUGAGGUCCCGGGACACCAAGAGACAGAUUCUUUCACCGAAGAAAAAGAAGAUUUGGAAAACGAAUCUACACCAACAGGGGUGAGCUCGGGAAGGGGCAAGUUCACCUUUAUUCGGCAUUUGAAGUCCUUUCAACGCUGGAAGGGCUUCGCAUCGCAACUAGAAAAAAACAUCUCUGCAAUAUGUUCACAUCUGAAGGCGGAGCAUGAGAAAAUAGACGUGCUAACCAAGGCUCUACAAAAGGCAGAAGAAGACAGGAUAUUUGCUCAGAACACGGGCAAACAAUUACUUGACCAAUCAAACAUGCAAAAUGAAAGCCUAAAGAAAGAGAGCCAAUUUGCCAUUGACCAGUUGAAAUCUCAAUUGGCAUCAAGCGAAGAGAGCUACCGCCGUCUGCUUGGCGAAUUUAAUGCGCUUAAAGACGGCUUUCUUGCGUUGGAGGAAAAAUCACACAAGAUGGUGAAGGACAAACAAGAGCUUUCAAACGGCGUCUUGCUAUUAGAAGAGUGUUCUACCAUUCUUUCUUCGACCGAUUUUAAUGAGCAUGUUGAAAAAAUCUUUGACGACACCGAAUCGCUUUCAGGAUUCAUCAAGAACUCCCUAUCCGAUAUCAAUCCAGAGGCCUUUACCACAGCCAUCAGCGAUUUAUUGUCCGAUGACACACUUUCUUGGAUAGAGGUGAUAGAUGCUCGAAUAAGCUCCAAACCUCAUUCUCCAAAGCAGGCCAUUGAUCUCUUCCUGUCCGUUGUUGAUGCCAAAAUAUCCACUAUGAUCCAUGAAAUUUUCCUCACUCUCAAAGCCAACAAUCAAAAUCCGGUACCGCUUCCCGUACUGCUGGCAAAGGUUUUGAAAAGAAUUUCAAACGCCGUUUUUCUCUUCAGCUUUGGAAUAUUUAAGGCCGUUCGUUGCCAGCCAGACUCGGAACAUGGCUCUCAUUUGGAUUGCAAAUCCCAUUCUAGAUAUCAGAUACCAGUAUCUUCAAUUCCGGCACCCACGUCUUCUUCGUCCAUGCUCAACGAGCGCGUGCAGGCUUUAGAAAUUGCCCUGCGUACUGCAGAAGACGAGAAAAAAGUGCUUCUUAGAGAGUCGGCGCAAAACUUGGCAAGAGUUGCAUCUCUUUCAAACGAGCUUUCGAUGCGUUCGGAGAGCAAAUCAGCUGCAUAUUGGAAAGAGAGGUGCCGAUUUGAGCUGGACCAUCGAUCUGACCUUGUGUUCCAAAAAAGAUAUCUUGUGCUUGAAGUUACUUGCCUGCGAUCCAACGAGCUACUUUUGCUGUCUUUGUUAGAUCAAUUGAGCGAAUCCAUCCCCAAUGGUGUGCUAUCGCCAACCCCAGGUCUGAUGUCCCCCACAAGGGCAUCGACAAAAAUUACAGUAUCCUCAUUUCYGGUCAUUGCAAGGUCUGUGUUGGCUUGCAUUCGUUGGCAGCUGCUUAUUCGUCGACGCUCUCGGCUCAUGGCUACUGCACUGGCGCGGUAG